This is a messenger RNA of Kluyveromyces lactis, 771 nucleotides long. RefSeq names its product SDR family NAD(P)-dependent oxidoreductase. Bases 1 to 771 code for a protein of 256 amino acids. Gene Ontology annotation, molecular function: oxidoreductase activity. The transcript has a single exon. Lineage: Eukaryota; Fungi; Ascomycota; Saccharomycetes; Saccharomycetales; Saccharomycetaceae. The record is from RefSeq and is a predicted model, not a curated record.
AUGUCAGAAUAUUCGUUUGCUGGAAAAAUAGCCUUGGUUACAGGAGCCUCCACAGGGGUUGGAGAGGGCAUUGCUCGUGCACUUUUUGUAAGAGGAGCUACUGUGGUCAUUACUUCGAGACACUUAUCCGAAGUGCAAGAGACAGCGGGCAAUAUUGAUCCCAGUGGGAGCAGAGUGAUUGGGAAAGAAGUGGAUGUAACUGUUGCAAAAGCGGUGGAAGACUUAAUCCAAGAGAUAAGAGAAGAAUUUGGAGCAUUACACUAUUUAGUAAAUAAUGCAGGAAUUACAGGUCCUCAUCAGACAGGAAUUGAAGAUUACGAUAUUGAUUCCUGGAGGCAAGUCAUUGAUACGAACAUUAAUGGUACCUUCUACACACUAAAAUAUGCGCUACCAUUGAUGGAAAGCUCUUCGAGUCCAGACUCUGAGGCAGCGGUGGUGAAUCUCUCUGCAGUUAAUGGUCUUGUUGGUAUUCCCGGUAUUUCCCCGUAUACAGCAACGAAGCAUGCAGUAAUAGGGAUAACUCAGAGUGUUGCAUUAGAAUACGCAGAAAGAAAUGUUAGAGUGAACGCAGUUGCGCCAGGAUAUGUUUCCACACCCAAGAUUCAAGCUUUGCCAAAGGAAACGCAACAAUGGAUGUCGAGUCAGCACCCGAUGAAGCGUAUGGCAACAAUGACAGAAGUUUCGAACACUGUCUUAUUCUUACUUUCCCCACUGACCGGUUUCACUACAGGUUCAGUGUAUCCAAUCGAUGGUGGAUUUUUGGCUCAGUGA